AUGAUGGAGGAUUUUGGAGCUGAAUUGCCUAUGUGUCGCACCUGCAGAGCUCGAGCUCAUCAUCAGCGUUUCAAGCGUUCAUUCAUUUGCAAAGCGCUCGCGCAUAGACACAACGACGGAUUUUGAGGCAUUUAACAGUGUUGAUUUCACCUCGGUAUUUUGCAUGAUUCAAAUGCACAUUUAAUUGUUAUGAUUAAGUCUUCGUCGAUUACAUUAGCAUUGGUAGCAUUUAAAGGCCACGCUCUUAAAGUGACAUUUUCCCAUGCGGUAUAAUAUCUCAUGUUCCACAGCCGCUCGAUUAGAAUCAUAUUCAGUCAUAUUAAUGAUAUGACAUCACUGAUGUUUGGGGAAAUGCGUCAGUGCUGCACCGUGUUAUUGAUUUAAAUCAUGGAGCCCAAACUCGACUGCUGCGCUUCAUCUGUGCCAAACUCCCAGUGUGAGUUGAAGCUCAAUAUCUACGAGACCAUCAGCGAGGGCAAUGUGAAUAAGCUGGAGGGCUCGGCGCUGGUGCGUGCGGGCAGUGACCCCAGCUCCUACCCGCCGUCCAAACACCCGCCUGGCGCCCGGCAGAGGUUCAUCCGCAGGAGCCUGUGGUUCACGGACAAUGACGAGCAUCAGCCGGAUGACUGCGCUCCGGAGAGUGAGGAGCAGAAUAAGAUGCUCAGCAUCAACCUGCGCACUAUAGUGGAUCGAACUCUGGCCGUCCGGUCCGGUUUACAAGAAGGAUCUAGCACGGAGAGCCAGAAGGGUCAGAAAGACCUUGAUGGCGCCAUCGCAGACGAGGAGAAGGAGAGAACAGAUCCCAAAACGGACUUGACGGAUGGCAUCAAGACGAACAUAAAGGCGGCCAGUGAGGAGAACGAGGAGGAGGCUGAGAUGAAGGCUGUCGCCACCUCUCCGGGCGGACGCUUCCUCAAGUUUGACAUCGAGAUCGGCCGCGGGUCCUUCAAGACCGUCUACAAGGGCCUGGACACGGACACCUGGGUGGAGGUGGCCUGGUGUGAGCUUCAGGACCGUAAGCUGUCGAAGGCGGAGCGGCAGCGCUUUAAAGAGGAGGCCGAGAUGUUGAAGGGUCUUCAGCACCCAAACAUAGUGCGCUUCUAUGAUUUCUGGGAGUCGCCGCUGAAGGGGAAGAAAUGCAUUGUGUUGGUCACAGAGCUCAUGACGUCAGGAACGCUGAAAACGUAUCUGAAACGCUUUAAGGUGAUGAAACCUAAAGUUUUGCGCAGCUGGUGCCGUCAGAUUCUCAAAGGUCUGCAUUUCUUACACACGCGCACUCCUCCCAUCAUCCACCGGGACCUGAAGUGUGAUAACAUCUUCAUCACGGGCCCCACGGGCAGCGUCAAGAUCGGGGAUCUGGGUCUGGCUACGCUCAAAAGAACCUCCUUUGCUAAGAGUGUGAUUGGUACGCCGGAGUUCAUGGCCCCAGAGAUGUACGAGGAGCAUUACGACGAGUCCGUGGAUGUCUACGCGUUUGGCAUGUGCAUGUUGGAGAUGGCCACGUCUGAAUACCCGUAUUCAGAGUGUCAGAACGCUGCUCAGAUCUACCGCAAAGUCACCAGUGGAGUGAAGCCUGCCAGUUAUAAUAAGGUGAUGGAUCCUGAGGUGAAAGAGAUCAUUGGCGAGUGUAUCUGUCAGAAUAAGGAGGAGCGGUACUCCAUCAAGGACCUGCUGAAUCACGCCUUCUUCGCCGAGGACACGGGUGUGAGGGUGGAGCUGGCCGAGGAAGAUGACGGGAUGAAGAUGUCCAUCGCGCUGAAGAUGUGGGUGGAGGAUCCUCGCAGGCUGAAGGGCAAGUACAGGGACGGAGGCGCCAUCGAGUUCACCUUUGACCUGGAGAAGGACGUUCCUGAAGCCGUGGCGCAGGAGAUGGUUGAGUCUGGUUUCUUCCAUGAGAGCGAUGCAAAGAUUGUGGGCAAGUCUAUCCGUGACCGGGUGGCUCUGAUCAAAUGGCGCAGGGAGCGGACGGUGCCGAGGGCCUCGCAGGGUGCCGCUGCCCCGACCGUGCCAGCCGGGACAGUGCCCGUCCUCUGCAAACCACCCUGUCUGGUGGAGCCCGAAGAGCCAGAGGUGGACCAGCAUGUGUGCCCACUUAGUGCCAGGACCACAUCCACCACAUCUGACAGUGGCAUCGGUUCAACCGUGUACUCUGACUCUCACGGCAGCGGUCUGCACAGUGUCAUAUACCAGUCAUUACAGGACUCUGUCUCCACCGCAACCCAGGAGGGUGCACGUCAUGCAAGCUCCUCUGUAAAUGACUUAAGCCAUGAACAUAUCCGACCCACAAGUCCUUCCUUCCUUCAAAAACCACCAGACCAAUCAGAGUUGACGGAAAGAGGAUUUAAAAGUUCUUGCUCUAAGAAUUUGCUGCAUGUACCUUCACUUGUUACGAAUCGCCGCUAUAGCGACACAUCAGUGGAGGCAUCCUCUGAGACAAAGGGGGAGGAGUCUGUUUCAGCGGCGAGACAGCGUCGCCUUUCAUUAAACCACACCUCUCAUCGGCCACCGUCCCCCUGUCAGGCCUGCUGCCUGUCGCUAUUCCUACUUGGGACUUGUGCAGAUGGAAGACAUUCGCCCUAUUCUUCACUUAUGCUUCCUGCCACAGGGGCUAGCAGGGGCUCUGUCAAUGAGACCUCUGACCUCUCCCAGCUCAACAAAUCUCUGCAGAGCAUCACAGGCCACAAUCUUCAGCCUGCUUCUGCCUUUCUAAGAGCCCCACUGACCAAGCCAGAAAGAGGGUCCUGUCGGCCUACUCGCAGCUACAGCGAUGAGGGGCAGGCCGUGGAGCCAUCUGGCAAUGAGGUGGCAUCACGUCGCAGAGCAAGUUCUUGUGUUGGCGAACACUCUCGGGCUCAUGUGUCUGCCAUUUUGAGAGUCCAAAGUCAGGCAGCACCUUCCGCAGCUCAACAUGUGCAGUCUUACCCUCUUGCGUCCUCCGAGAUCCCCGCACAGCCCACCGGACAGGUUCUGUCCACUCCCCAGCCGCUGGCACUUCUGCAAGGCAUAUUGACGGCACCACAAGCCAUGAAUCCAUCGACAAGUCAGACUGCAGAGUCAAAUAUGCAGACCCAUGUGCACCAACCUGCAGGGUCAUAUCAGCCUGCAUCAGUGCCGCAGAGUGCCACACCUCCGAGUUACCAUCCUACCGCAGAGCUAGCCAAUGCACAAACAUUUCCACCUGUAGUCGCAGUUAUCCCAACUAAAACAGAAGCUGCCCUGCCUGCGGAUCAGAGUUUUCAGAGUGGAGCCUCUGGCAUGCAGCAUGUCUCAUCAGCACCUGCUCAGCCUCAACAAACACCUGCGUUACACCAUUUGCAGCAAACACCUGCGAAUGUCAAAACGGAUGGGCAACUCCAUGACUUCUCAAACAUGCAGCAAACUACUCCUGUGCAUCUGAGCCAGGCAGGCCCUGCACCAUCUUUCCAACAGCUCACCAUUCAGACACAACUAAUGGACAGCUGGCAGCAAGGAGGACAGUCCACCUCCAGUGUCCUGACACAACCCGCGCCCCCUCCACAGGCGGCAGCUUACCUCACACAGUUUCCUUCCCUUAACACGGCUCAGUCAGCUGGGAUUCCUCUUCCUGGAUGUGACUCGUACCCUGCCUGCUUUCCCUCUGUGCAGUCGUCCCUCGGUCUGCCGGUCCCAACACACCCCGACAUCUCACCAAUGUCGUGUUCACAGAUAGUCUUGUCCUCCACCUCCCCUAUUCCCUCACAAUCUCCUGUCCCACCCUUCGCUGCUCCAGUGCCCACAAUUCACCAGUACCAGCAGACCUAUUCUGUUGCUCAACAGCCCACUGUAAACUCAAUGGCCACUCUCUCCCAACAUUCCCACAGUCAGGCCACACCCACAGUGCACCAUCACUCUCCAAACCCCACCUCUAUGUGUGUUGGAGCUCCGCCUAUCCAGGCAUCCCUGACCAGCCAAUGCCAAACCAAUGCCAACUCAUCCAGUACCCAUAAUGCACCUCUGCCUCCCACAAUCCCGCAGCUCUCGACUUUUAGACCCAUCCUCGACACGUUCUGCUCUGCUGUGCCUGUGGACCAAAGCCAGGUUCCUCAGCACAUGAGCCAAGCGUCUUUACCCACCGUUCCCAAUUCAGGAGCCGGUGCCAGCAGUGUAUGUGGAUCAGCUCCUCCGGGUCCCGCUGAAGUGUUAACUGAGGAUCAUGUUGCUGACAAACAGGCAGCACCGGCUGGAUCCGCUUAUGACAGUAUAAACUCAGACGCCAUGUCCGGUAAAGAGAUGAGUGAUGGGAACGAGGGCUCCAACCGAGCUCGCAGUGAAUCACGAGUCCGAAAGAACCUUCGCAAAUCGUCGCGCACACGCUCCCGACAAGACAAGAUGAACCGACCCAAACUCACCAUGAUCAAAGUGUGUGACACAGGAGACAAGAUGGUGGAGUGCCAACUGGAGACUCAUAACCAUAAGAUGGUGACGUUUAAAUUCGACCUUGAUGGAGAUGCUCCAGAGGAGAUUGCCACGUAUAUGGUGGAGAAUGAGUUUAUUCUGUUGCUGGAGCGGGAGAUGUUCAUCGAGCAGCUGAAGGACAUCAUGGAUAAAGCUGAGGACAUUCUGAGUGAGGACGCUGAGGGUGAGAAGGCAAACGUCCAGACCUCACCCCUCCGUCAGACGCCCGUCACCGCAGACGCCAGCACACAGGGGUCAAAACCUGAGCACACGCAGUCUGACCAGCUAGUCUAUAAACAGAACGUGCUUCACACCGGAAAGCGCUGGUUCAUCAUCUGUCCUGUGGCUGAGACGGCCGCGCCUGACCGAGAAGAGACGAACCCAGAGAGUUCCUCUUCAUCUCAAGCGCAGGAUGUUAACAGUGCCAAACCUCUGCAGAAACAGCCAUCAAUGCCACAAGCGUGUCUCUCCGAGAGCUCUCAGACCGCCCGUCCGCCGGGUGUUUCUAUGGUUUCUGAUAUCCCAUGCUGCCCGAUUGCGCCUCCUGCUUCUCUCGAUGUCACGGCUCAGAAAGCCGACGAACCCCUUCAGCAGCCCGUGGCUCAUGACGGCAGCCCGAGCGCAGAGCCGCCCGUCGGCCAGACGGCAGCCGUGGUGCUGCAGCAGCCCUUUGCCACGCCCACUCCACAAGCUGCUGUCGGCAGCAGCCAAUCACAGCCUCAGAGCCCCACCCAUCAGCCGCAGCACGCCACAGCGGCGCAGGUGCAGCCGGCCGAGUCUGACGGCGAGGGGCCGCCCCGGCUGGAGUUCGCUGAUAGGACCAUAAAGACUCUGGACGAGAAACUCCGAAACCUUUUGUACCAGGAGUACCACCCCUCGCAGACCACGAGCUCCGCCUCCGAGCCGCCCGGGUCACCGCCGCUGUCAGACAGCCAGGGCAGCGAUGGGGCCGCGAGGAAAGCUGAGAAACUGCCUCAGAUUCCAGAGAGGUCUGACAGUCUCGGGACCUUGAGUGACUCUGCUGUUGCCCCCUUCAAAAGACUCCUGAGCAGGUCAGACUCCGGCGCCGGGUCAGGCGCACACGCGUCCAAGAGCCACUUCCAGACGGAGCCGACCGAUUCAGACGCGUCCGCUCGUGACGGCGGAGGAGAUCAUGUGAUGGAUCUGGAAUCUGAGAACAGACACAGGUCAAAGUCGGCGAGCAAGCGUUACUCGGCCCCUCCGGACUUAUUUCAGGACUCAUCUGCUUCCUUUCCAGAGGCCAGACCCACAAUGCCUUGCGCUCAGAGCUCUCUGUCAGCUGACGGGACGAUGCAGUGCCUGUCCUCAGACACAGGAGAAGGAGAGGAGGAUCCGAGCGAGGCUCCGUCCGCCAAGCCCUCGUCUCCAGCUCCGGCCCCAUCAGACUUCAUGAAGCGGGCGGUGGCUUUCCUCCGGCGCUCGGGUCACAGCAGCAGUGUGCAGAGCUCCGAUUCGCCCACGUGUCCUGUGGCGAACGGACACGCCCCGUCGGUCACCAGCCACGCUCACUCUGCUUACGUCAGCAGUGAUAAUGACUCUGAAUUUGAGGACGCUGACAUGAAACGAGAGCUACAGAAGCUGAGAGAGAAGCACAUGAAGGAGAUCUCCGAGCUUCAGGCCCUUCAGAGAGGAGAGAUCGAGCAGCUGUAUUCUCGGUUAGGUCGGCCUGUUCCACCCAGCGUGGGCUUCCUGCAUGCAGUGCCGCCUUCAGGCCGCCGCCGCAGAGCCUCCAAACACAAGCUGAAGGGAAGCCGACUGCUCAAUCCCAUGGUGCAACAGCUUAGGAGCAACCGAAGCAACAGCUCUACUGAGACGGGCUCCAGUGCGUCGGGGUCUCCGGUCAAGAGCUCGGUUCUGAGCAACAGCUCUGUGGGUUCCAGCACUGCCAGUCCCAUGUCAGAACCGCUGGAGCCGGUCCAAACUCAGCAGCCCUGCUCGCUCAAGGGCUCUCUGUCCUCCGACAACAUCUAUGGCCCCACCACACACACACCAUCCAGACAAGGCUGGACCGUUUACCACCAAACAUCCGAGCGAAUCACCUAUAAAUCUAGUAGCAAACCGCGCACUAGAUUCCUCAGUGGACCCGUGUCUAUGUCCAUCUGGUCCACUCUGAAACGACUAUGUCUAGGGAAAGAGCGCAGCAGUAGGUCUCAUAAUCCUGGUGCUUCAUCAUCAUCAUCCACGGCCAUGCCGGCUUCAUCGCCCCGGCCAAUCACUGCGCUCGUUCAGGCUCAAGCCAACAACAGCAACAAUAAGACUGGCACAUUUACAGAUGACCUACACAAGCUGGUUGAUGAUUGGGCAAAAGAGACUCUUGCCUCCGCCCCUCAGCCCCGCCCCUCUGUGUGUCAGAUAAGACCGCAGAGAUCUCAUCACACCUUCCACACCAGCCACACUCCAAUGGCCAGAGUCCCCAAUCAGAUAAGAGGCUCAAUCCCUCCGGCGGCUGUGAAGCUCCAUCUACCCCUGUCCUGUCCUCUGUCAGCCGCUCUGGGUCCCAUCAUGCCUCACGGCAUCACCAGCACCCCGUCGCCCGUCCUCCAGAGGGGCGGAUAUCUGAUGCCCGUCACCCCCUUCACUGGGAUGAUGCCCGCCCCUGUGUAUCCACACCAGUGGUCCGGUUUGCCCAGUCCAGUAGGCAUGUUUGGCACGGCCACGAUGGUCCCGUAUCCGACCAUGGCCAGCCCGUCACUGCAGACGUUUCCUCUGGUGGUCAAAAGCCCAGACUCCCCGAUGUGCCCCAGCAAAGCCAGGACUGCAUGAGAGCGCCGCCCUGCGCUUCACACACUGUUUUGCGUAAGGCUAAUCAAUGCAGAUGGAUAAUCACGCAAACGUUUUCUCCUGGACGAGUUCUGCAACAUGUUUUUAACUCGGCUUCAGGAUCAAACCACAAUCUCUCCUCGAUGUCUGUGUGCUUUAGAUCGCUGUUGGACGUACACGCGUCUGAGCCUGUAAAUAUGAGGUGUGAGUUUGUGUGUGUGAAUUUGGGCAUGAGGAGUGUUUGUCUCGGAUCAGUCCUGUGGGCACCGCUUGCAUGUUUGUUUGUUUUGAUGUCUGAAUUGAGGUGUGUUAGUGUUAAGAGAGUAAUGGCCUUUAAUUCUACUGCCAUAAAGAAUCAUUUUGCUGAUUGACUAACUUAGGGACGCAUGAACAGGCAUAUUGGGCCUAAUUAUUGAAACACGAGCAGAAUAAAAGUAGUCGUUCUUACCUAAAUGGAAAUUGAAUUCUGCUCGUGUUUUAUGAAAGAGUCCCAGUGCUCAGCAUUGAUUAUGGUCAGAAAUAUCAGUCCUGCUUUCCAAUAAUACUCAGUUUAAAAUGCAUUUGCAGCACUUUUGAGUGUCUUUCAUUGGCCGUUUACAGAAAUAUCCUGCGACCACAGGACCAAAUCCCCACAUUAAAAAAAACUCAAUUCAGGAUGAUGUAGUGCCUUGAUCGGUCACCAGUUUUCCCUCGAAAGGUAUGAAUCCGUUCUAAAGAAGAAGAAAAAAACAUUCCUCUUCUGUUCCUAAUGCAAUGGUGUGGUUUAUUAUUUUCAGAAUCCUUUUUUUGCAGCCCCCGUUCAGUUAAAGCGAGUUUGCAUUUAAUAAACGCAAUCAUUUGAAUUAUAUACUAGUAGUUAGUCUGCGCAGAUUGAUGAAUGAAUGCGGUUGAUCUGAUCGGUUAUAGUCGAUUCAUAAGCAAUACUGCACUAAGCACAGUGUCUCAAACGGAUUUGAGGAACGACCGGUUUACAUUGCGAUGAUCUGAUGAACGAUGCAUGCCAUCAAAGCGUCGCGGAAACCUAAAUGUGCAUUUAUGUGCUCAAAGUGCGUAACGCAGGGACUGAAUGCAGGUUUGACUUUGAAUCAGUGUGUCAGAUUGACAUUGCAUGCGAUUCAACCUCCCCGUUACGUGCUGCAUCAGCCCAACCCAUAAUGUGAACGCUAGCCAUUGCUGAAAAACUACUUUACGUUUGACUAUUUUAUCAAAAGCAUCAUUUUAUUUGCUUUGCGUAGUGGCUGAGUUUAUUCCUUCUUGCACAGUGUUAAUGAUGAGUUUUAAUUUCUUUUAAGAGGGCAGUGCAAUUGUUAGUUGUGACUCAUAUUUAUUGUUGUUUUUCAUAAAAGUGAUCCAACCAUUUGAGUUCUUGCUCACACAAAUACACUUGUAUCCAAAAUCGACAUCCCAACAUAAAGUCUGGUUUUAUUUGUAUGUUUGUAUGAUUCAAUCUUUCCGUUCUGUUGUUUAACUUUAGUCAGGGUUAUAUUUCUUCCUGAUUUCACCCUGACUCACACAACUGCCAAGCUGUGAACUGUACAGUCCUCUAGUAUUUAUUUUCUCAGAGUUUGUUUUGAUGCAGCUUCUGUCCUGUAAUGUGUUUUUCCAUCCGUUCGGCUGGAUUUGUACAGGAUGUUAAUCAACGAUCUGCUGCAGGAGAAAUGUUUCCGGGAGGUUCCUGAUAUUCUGUUCUUGCUGAUGAUAUAUCUGGCAAUAAUUACUCCACUUUGCCAUGUUUGUGACUCACUGAUCUGAUGUGGAUUUCAUUGGUUAUGGACUGUGAAUGAUUGCUUCAUCCUCUUCGCGUUACUUUGCUCCGCUCAGAUACAAAUAAAAUGCACUCACAACACAAAGACUGUGUUCAAGUUUAAUUAAGAAUAAAUAAAUAUUUUGUGCUUAAUA
Megalobrama amblycephala (Wuchang bream) is the source of this 9093-nucleotide messenger RNA. RefSeq names its product serine/threonine-protein kinase WNK2-like. The record is from RefSeq and is a predicted model, not a curated record. Gene Ontology annotation, cellular component: cytoplasm; cytosol. Gene Ontology annotation, biological process: negative regulation of sodium ion transport; positive regulation of sodium ion transmembrane transporter activity; monoatomic ion homeostasis. Gene Ontology annotation, molecular function: protein serine/threonine kinase activity; ATP binding; chloride channel inhibitor activity. The transcript is spliced from 31 exons. NCBI's taxonomy places the organism in Eukaryota, Metazoa, Chordata, Actinopteri, Cypriniformes, Xenocyprididae. The coding region runs from base 388 to 7197 and encodes 2269 amino acids.